Molecule: messenger RNA, 1374 nt
Organism: Histoplasma mississippiense
Lineage: Eukaryota; Fungi; Ascomycota; Eurotiomycetes; Onygenales; Ajellomycetaceae
Exons: 5
Coding region: 1-1374 (457 amino acids)
Biological process (GO): transmembrane transport
Cellular component (GO): membrane
Molecular function (GO): transmembrane transporter activity
Source: RefSeq, a predicted model, not a curated record
AUGGAAGAGGAGAAAGAGCCAAAUUCAGCGGGUAGUUCUCCAAAAUCUGCCGCAGAACUUAAGAAUGCUGGUGAACAGCCGGAUCCGAAACUUGAGCGGCGAUUACUCUGGAAAUUUGACAUUCAUAUAAUCCCUAUCCUAUUUCUUGUAUAUUUUUGCGCCUUCUUGGACAGGAUCAAUGUCGGCAACGCCUUGAUUGAAGGCAUGCUGGAGGAAUUGAACAUGAAUAACACCAGUGAUCCCCGCAUCGCGCUGCUUAUUUUCUUCGUUCCAUAUAUCCUUUUGGAAGUUCCGAGCAAUGUUCUUCUUAAACGAGUUGCGCCCUCCACCUGGAUUACCAUCCUCACUUUCUUCUUUGGAUUCAUCUAUCUCAUGAGCAUGUACUACAAGAGACACGAAUUCCAAAAGAGAUUCGCUGUUCUUUUUACGUCCGGCAUGGUUGCAGGUGCCGUCGGAGGACUCCUGGCAUUUGAAUUGGCCAAACUUGACGGUGUUGGAGGUUACUCUGGAUGGCGAUGGAUAUUCAUCGUUGAAGGCCUUAUGUCAAUCUCACUUAGCCUUGUCACGAAAUUCCUUAUCGUGGACUGGCCUUCUGAAGCUACAUUUCUCACGGAAGAGGAGCGACUCACAGUUGCAGUACGCUUAAAGGAGGAUGUAGGCUCUGCAAAAAUGGACAGGCUCGAUCGACAAUCAUUGCAGAUCAUCAUAAAGGACUGGAAAAUAUAUACAGGUGCCUUAAUAUACCUCACCAUCAAUACCUGUGGAUAUUCCACCGCUCUCUUCAACCCUACUAUUUUGAAACAAUUUGGGUAUAACGCAUCUCAAUCACAAGUCCAUAGCAUCCCGAUUUGGGGGACAUCCGCAGCAGUUAUCAUUCUUGUAGGCUACCUCAGCGACAGAAUCCGCCAUCGCUGGGGCUUCGUUAUUUUUGGGUGUUUCUUCUCUAGCAUUGGAUAUAUUCUGCUACUCAACCAACACCACUCAUCUUUAAGAGUCAAAUACAUGGCACUCUUCAUAGUCAAUAUCGGCGUAUACAUCGCACACCCCGUCACCAUCGUAUGGCUCUCUAACAACUUAGCCGGGCACUACAAACGGGCAUUCGGAAGCGCUUUCCAGAUUUCUUUUGGUAACAUCGGCGGCAUCGUGGCCAGUAAUCUAUUCCUCCCGAACGGUGCUCCGCUCUUCAAAGCAGGCUAUGGGAGUGCUCUGGCUUUAACAGUUGUAUGUGCCCUCUUAUCCACGGUAUUUAUGCUUGCACUGGAUAGAGAAAAUAAGAUGCGGGAUGCUGGACGCCGCGAUUAUCGGUUCAAUUUAUGUCAAGCCGAGUUGGAAAACCUUGGAGAUGAUCACCCAGAUUUCCGAUUCACAAAAUGA